Messenger RNA from Malus domestica (apple), 477 nucleotides. Lineage: Eukaryota; Viridiplantae; Streptophyta; Magnoliopsida; Rosales; Rosaceae. The record is from RefSeq and is a predicted model, not a curated record.
AUGCCGCCUUCAAUGGGCGGCUGUUCGCCAAAUGGAAAUGCCACAGUCGCCACCACGUCUCAAAACCCUUGUUGGGUCGCUGAAUUCCUCGACUUCUUGUUGGUAAGACGGGGAUCCCAUCGGAGAUCCGUCAGCGACUCCACCACCUUCCUCGAGGCACCAAUGCAGGAAGAAUGCCUCGUCUCCACUGCACCUCCAGGCUCACACUCGCACUCCCACGCUAACAACAAUCACGAGUUUGAUAGGUUUGACGACGAACAGUUCAUGUCCAUGUUCACCACCGAUGAAAUCUCUGCCGCUGCCGCAACAGUAGGACCCACGGGGUCGUCGUCGAAUCCGUCCACGCCUUCCGAUCAUAACAGCAUCAAUGACGAUGAGAAAGAAACGCAGGGGAUUAAUAAGCAGCAGCAGAUUAAUAAGCAGCUAAAGAAUGAAGGAGGAAAGCCAAUGCGAACUACAAACCACAUUCAAUGGUAG